AUGUUGGCUAUCACAUUCCUAUUCUUCAACCCAACCGGUACGACGUUUCGAUCAAUACCAAAUAUCCUGCUCCGUAAAUACUUUCAUGUGUUGGCCAUUGUAAUGUUUGCACCAGUGAUCAUCGUUAGACCAGAUCUCAUGUCACUGAGCUUUGGUGUGGCCAUCAGUGCACUGGUACUCAUUGAACUGAUCAAGUAUGGACGCGUGCCACCAUUGAGCCAGCCUCUCUCCACCUAUAUGGACGCUUUCCUUGAUGGUCGUGACAGUGGAAUCGUAACACUCACUCACAUCUACUUAUUGGUCGGUUGUUCAAUACCGGUAUUCCUCACAUUCUUCUAUGAUAGUGGAGAGCGCUCCACAUAUCUUCAUCCACUUUCAGCCUUCUCUGGACUACUCACUAUUGGUGUUGGUGACAGCAUGGCAUCAUACGUUGGCAUCAAGUAUGGCAAGACCAAGUGGUUCAGUACAUCAAAGUCACUAGAGGGUACAAUCGGAGGAAUUGUAUCAUGUUUCAUUGCUGGUGCAAUGUUAUUAUUAUGUGUCACCAAUCAGACUACUACAAGUAUCCAACUUAUCAGACUACUGAUAGGAUCAUCCAUUAGUGGUCUAUUGGAGGCCUCUACCAAUCAAAUCGAUAACAUUGUAUUACCAAUUCUAUUCUUUUAG
Molecule: messenger RNA, 666 nt
Organism: Acytostelium subglobosum LB1
Lineage: Eukaryota; Evosea; Eumycetozoa; Acytosteliales; Acytosteliaceae
Exons: 1
Coding region: 1-666 (221 amino acids)
Biological process (GO): dolichyl monophosphate biosynthetic process
Cellular component (GO): endoplasmic reticulum membrane
Molecular function (GO): dolichol kinase activity
Source: RefSeq, a predicted model, not a curated record